Gadus chalcogrammus (walleye pollock) is the source of this 5185-nucleotide messenger RNA. It is a transcript of the gene b3gat1a, whose product is annotated as beta-1,3-glucuronyltransferase 1 (glucuronosyltransferase P) a. Gene Ontology annotation, biological process: carbohydrate metabolic process; chondroitin sulfate proteoglycan biosynthetic process. The transcript has 9 exons. Gene Ontology annotation, cellular component: Golgi membrane. Bases 917 to 1996 code for a protein of 359 amino acids. The record is from RefSeq and is a predicted model, not a curated record. NCBI's taxonomy places the organism in Eukaryota, Metazoa, Chordata, Actinopteri, Gadiformes, Gadidae. Gene Ontology annotation, molecular function: galactosylgalactosylxylosylprotein 3-beta-glucuronosyltransferase activity.
AGAGAGAGAGAGCGAGAGAGCAGGAGAGAGAGAGAGAGAGAGAGAGCAAGAGAGAGAGGGAGAGAGAGGGAGAGAGAGAGAGAGACAGUGAGAGAGGGGAGAGCAUAUAAAGCCUGGCAGCUCUCUCACCAUCCUCCUUUGCUUCAUUUUCCUCUCCAUCUCCCGUUAAUCACUCAGGAGUGGGAGACGUGUGUCAGCCGGCGUUGGCAGAACUGAACCAGCAGCAGCGACGCCACAAAGAGGAGGGCAACGUUUUUGAAUGCUGCCUGUGUUCCACCAAGGGACGCGGAGAACAGGAGGCAGACACAACACGCGGCAGCAAGCGGGGACCAAAGAGAAAAAAAAGGAAUGCAAGAAUGAAUGGAAGUCCUUCUGUCGCAUGCUCUCUGGGAAUAGCAGUUGGACGCCUUGGAAGAGUCGGCAUGAGGAGCCAGUGCUGAGGAUGUGAAACAUCCACGGGACUCGGAUGCGACCAGUAGCACAGCAGCCCGGUGACGACAAAGUUGACCAGCUCCGACCUGCUCCGUUCGGCCGGCGAAACCCACCGGACAAAGACAGAAAAAGGAACAUUUUCCAAUUAUAGGAGGCUUACGGGAGUAACGGCGCCGGAGGUCGCCCUCAGAGGAUCCGUGUGCACUGUUGCCGGGGUAGAACCUGAGUCAGCCCCCGGAGCCCUCGCUUGUUAGGAGACUGGCAGAGAGACUGCUGAUCACAGUUGUGCCCUCCUGUCUGCCUGAGAUGGACAAGGCAGAAAAAAGGUGUAUCAAUGAAAUUAUUGGCUGACAUGUCAUGGAGGAUCCCGCCCCUUCACUGCUCAUCCAUUAUGCCGUUUGGCUUCCCCGGCAACGCUACACCAAUGGUGUCAUGAUCCAGUUCUAACUGUGGGUAAUGCCGAGCCACAUAACCAAUCCUGGAGAUGCCGAAAAGAAGAGAUAUUCUUGCCAUCGUGUUGAUUGUGUUACCCUGGACUCUGCUCAUCACCGUUUGGCACCAAAGUGCUAUCGCGCCACUCCUUGCCAUCCGCAAGGCCUGUCACCACCUAGUAAAAGAGAUCUAUAUCUUACCAGAGAGGCUUGCAGUCCAACGCCACCGACUCUCAGAUGAUGGCGGCGAGGGAAAGAAGGAGUCCGGUGGGCAGGCACAGGACUCCAAGGAGUACUGCGCGUCGGACAAGGACAUCAUUGAGGUGGUGAGGACGGAGUACGUGUACACGCGGCCCCCGCCCUGGUCCGACGUGCUGCCCACCAUCCACAUCAUCACGCCCACCUACAGCCGGCCGGUGCAGAAGGCGGAGCUGACGCGGCUGGCCAACACCUUCCUGCACGUGGCCAACCUCCACUGGAUCCUGGUGGAGGACUCCCAGCGGCGGACCCCCCUGGUCACGCGGCUGCUCAGAGACACGGGGCUCAACUACACCCACCUCAACGUGGAGACCCCCAGGAACUAUAAGCUACGGGGGGACACGCGGGACCCCCGGAUACCCCGGGGAACCAUGCAGAGGAACCUGGCCCUACGCUGGCUGAGGGAGACCUUCAACGCCAACAGCAGCCAGCCGGGCAUCGUCUACUUUGCGGACGACGACAAUACGUACAGCCUGGAGCUCUUCGAGGAGAUGAGAACGACACGGAAGGUCUCCGUUUGGCCCGUGGCGUUUGUGGGCGGCCUGCGCUACGAGUCACCCAAGGUCAACGCCGCGGGAAAGGUCUACGGCUGGAAGACCGUGUUCGACCCCCACCGACCCUUCGCCAUCGACAUGGCCGGCUUCGCCAUCAACCUCAGGCUGGUGCUCUUCAAGCCUCAGGCCUACUUCAAGCUCCGGGGAGUGAAGGGGGGCUACCAAGAGAGCAGCUUGCUCAGAGAACUCGUCACACUCAACGACCUGGAGCCUAAAGCAGCCAAUUGCACUAAGAUUCUCGUAUGGCACACGAGAACGGAGAAACCCGUCCUAGUUAACGAGGGCAAGAAAGGCUUCACAGACCCCAACGUUGAGAUUUGACUGCAGUUCCUCCGGACCACGGCAAAUAUGGUGGUCGACCCUGAAUGCUAAAAGGAGAUUAAUCAUGGGCCGUGGUCCAGUUGCAUUCACAUCUCAACUAUCUGACUAAAGGACGCUUUGGAGAGGCACUGCAAUUCCUCUUCACAAAACACUUGAUAAUCUUUGAGAUUAAAAAGAAAAAUGUAUUAUACUAAAGCACAUACAAGUUGAAUAUGGCAAACGUUCAUCAGGUCCACCUUUUUUUUGCCAUUGCACGCGUUGUCGCAGGUGAACCGACGAGAAGACUUUCCUGGGUGACUGGAAAACAUAGGGAAAUAAAAGUCCUAGCCUGCAUGGUACGGUAGCCCACUGAGGACAUAAUACAAGAGACAGCACAACAACAACGCAACGCAAUGAGCCAGCCGAUCCAACCCAUGGAGCUUGUGUGGAGCAGAGCCAAUGAAACAAAUGACCUCAGUGUGGUGAGAGAGCGAGGGCUCUAUGGGCCUGGAUCUGCGCACAGUGGGGCUCUGCCAAUAGGGUUUAACUGAUGGAAAGAGACACACCUGGAUGAAAGAGUACACCUGAAGUGAAAGUCCUAGAUGCAAAAUGUAGCCCACAUCGCCACUCGGGACAUAAAAACGACAACAAAGCUACAUGGACCUGAACAAUGGAUCUCAUUUGUUUUUAAUGGAUUUUACUUUUUAGCAAGCACAGGCAUAAAAGGGAAGGAAUGUCCUUUUUUUGUAUGAAAAGUUUGCUCUAACUUAAUUUUUUUGGGGUUGUUUACAUGCAUUUUACUUGCUGGUCACAAACUACUGACUCUUCGCCUAUGUUUGACUCUUUAUCAUUUUCUAUUUCGGUAUCGUCUAUGUCAUUAUUGCUCUUGCAUUUUAAGUCCGUCAAAAUGUUUGAAUUGGUUGCGGUGUAACAUAGAUCUUCUGUUCUUGGGAGCUACAGUAUAACCUACAUGUAUACAUUAAACACUGAGGUAAACAACUGCGAAUGCACCUACCAUCUCCCUUAGAGGCAACCUGUAAAUACCUAACUCAAAACGAACAAUCAGGAGGGAUUCAAGGCAAUGUUGUUUUCUGGGAUACAAUAUUAUAUAGCGCCAUUACUGUAUGUAUGUUAACUGAUUCAGUCUCCCUCGACGUCCUAGGAAUUAUUUCAUUACUGCACUUUCUUAUAACAUAGCACAGGCUCAUAUAGAUUUUAUCACAUGUCAAAAAGUGAAAGCGCGUCACAAAACUAAUUCCUUUGUAGGACUUUGGAAUGGAUAACAAAUACACAACAAGAGAGGCAUUCUUAAAUGCCGACCCAGUUCCCGUCAAGCCUCUGGGAGAAUACUGGUGUACAGUGGGUCAUCAACUGCAGAGUAUAAAUACUUUAUGCAACCCAGUCUGUGUACGGAAGCUGUUGACUAGAAUGGGGGCAGUAGGCCAUGAAAUGGAGAUAUACAUUCCAGGAAAGAGUAGUAUUAAAUAAAACCGUGAGUAUAACAGGUUGAUAUGAUUACAACCCGGCCCAAAAGUAUUUUUUUGCAAUUCAAACCACAAUAACGAAAAAGCACAACAAAGAGGGAAACAAUUGGAUUUUCUGCACAGGUCAAUUGAUUUAAAGCAUUAUAUUAGUUUGAGUCAGUUGUAAAUUUUUGGGUGAAAUAAAGUGAAAUUAUGUCAUAAAAAAUAAAAUGGGGCUACUGAGAGCAGCAGUCUGUAGAAUGUUGGGUAUCCAUAAUCCAACACUGGUUAUAUAUCCUAUAUUAGGGAGUUGUUCCACUUGAAAAACCCAUUGUACCAGUGCAGUACAAAGAAAUGGUUAUCUGAACAUUGCCUGCCACUAGUAUAGAGUAAAGCAGAUAUAGGUAGAUACCACGCCCGAAAGAGAAUGGACUUUAUUUUACCCCAGAGCCUCUGCAGUGUAGUCUCGCUUGGGAACUUGCCCCAGAACAAUUUUAAACCCAGAUAAAUCAUGGUAUGUUAUGCAGAGGUAAUAAAUACUAACCUGCUGGGGUUUAUCAAAUAAUGAAAGACAAAUGAUCAAACGAAUGGAUGAAUAGAUAGAUAUCACAUAUAUUUCAUGACCAUACUGAAGCGGUCUGCAUGAUAUGGGUUUAGGAAGAGAUAAGACAUCGGACACCUUGACCGAAUCUCCACCCCCAUGUAUACACUUAAAUGCCAACUCUUCUCUUAACUAUUUAUUUAAAAAUAUCCAUCUUAAUAUAUUUAUUUAUCUAUUUAUUCCAAGCAUGAAUGUGCAAUUGAAUUAUUAUUAGUAUUACAUGCUAUGCCCCGUCCUCCCCCCGUUCAUAAUUAAUACGAGUGAUUAAAAAUGGCACACCCAACUAAAAACCAGGGUAGUGACAGAGGUUAGAAUCGCUGGCGCGCUCCUUCUUCUAAGUGCUGUUGACAAUACAUAUAUUUUUGUUUAUCUGCAUUGUUUGGCAGGUCUCAGACAGCUGUUCACUUCAAUAAAUGAUGUCAUCUGAAAUACCUGAAGGACAGUGGGCGAUAAAUGGGGAGAGGUUUGGCAGUUAUUUAAUAGCUCUAAAUUCUAAUGGCCAUAUCACUCAAAAUAUAGUGUUGUAAAACAAGGAGGAAGGAUCAGAUGAUUUGUUAAAUGAUAUACUUUAAAUGGUUAUUCAGCCGUCCCUCAGGUCUUUAAUUUAACAAGUUUAUCUAUUCUGGCUCAUUUCAUGUGGUCUGGUACUAGCGCAGAACCUGUGUUCCCUGUUGUUGCGAUGUGAUAGGACAACUUUUGGGGCGUAUAACAGUCCAAUAGGAAAACAUGAUGUAAUGGGCCUAAGGAGACUAUGGAGAACCAAACAGCCACUGAAAUAAAAAUUUCGACCAAUCCACAGGCUCCACUUUCAGUGCACUAAACGACUACUGCAGCAGUGGUAAGGCUUACUGGGAGUUGAAGAGAACGGAAAUCUACAGUCUGAGUGGUGCAGACUUUGAAACAUUCAAUGUAAUUGACUGUUGUUGCCCUCUAAGGGCUUCUGUAGUGCACAGCACUCCUACCAGAGUUCAUCCUACCUAAUGUCAUUGCCAUCCUUGUUCCUUAUGUAAAUCACAGUUUUGCAUGUAACUCUCAAGUUUCAUUUGUCAUAGCGACCGUCUUAGAAAAAAAAAUACAAAUACAUGAUGAAGAUGAAUAAAGAGAUGCAAACUGGGAAACGAAACCUGGCAUCCGCCAUUGUCGUGA